AUGGCUGAUCAAUUUGGCCUUUUGUUGGCCGCCUCCGUUGAAGAGCCAGCGUACACCGGACAAGAACAACGGUCUUCGGAGAAGAAGAUCCGAAAUGCCCUUGCUGUAAACCGCCGGGAACCAAACCCGCGUACUCUCCAGCCACGCUGCGCGUCACUGAUGACCCCCUUCUUUCAUUUCGCCAACAGGCGUGAAAAUCUCAUUCCGCCCAUUUUCUCACCAAAUGUAAUAUUGUAUUUGUCAAGUUUAGAGCUCGACGUAACCCAGUUGAGUCCGGGCACGCCUCAUUUUCUCAUGAGCUCCUCGGCAUACCGCGAUCGUGAGUUCACCUCGCAGCAGGACCAGCCAACCCAUCUUCGGCAUCCCGCGUCG
Molecule: messenger RNA, 372 nt
Organism: Iphiclides podalirius (scarce swallowtail)
Lineage: Eukaryota; Metazoa; Arthropoda; Insecta; Lepidoptera; Papilionidae
Source: the annotation of a GenBank genome assembly